Molecule: messenger RNA, 742 nt
Organism: Triticum aestivum (bread wheat)
Lineage: Eukaryota; Viridiplantae; Streptophyta; Magnoliopsida; Poales; Poaceae
Product: non-specific lipid transfer protein-like 1
Exons: 6
Biological process (GO): lipid transport
Molecular function (GO): lipid binding
Source: RefSeq, a predicted model, not a curated record
CCCACCCACGCUGCCGCGGCUCUCCUGGCCGUUGUCCUCGCGCUGGCGUCCGGCACGGCGUCGCAGGCGCCGGCGGCGCUGGCGUGGGACUGUGGUUCCGCGCUGACGGGCCUCACUGGCUGCCUCCCCUACAUCUCGCCGGGGUCCACGCAGGGCAAGCCGCCCAAGGAGUGCUGCACCAGCGUCAAGACCGCGCUCGCCAUCCCGGCCAGCGUCGCCUGCCUCUGCGACGCCUUCGGCAAGGACUACGGCAUCCCCAUGAACCUCACCCGCGCCAAGGGCCUCCCCACCGCCUGCGGCGGCAACCCGGCUGCCCUCAACAACGUGAGCCAUCCGUGUCCGACUCCCUCUUCCUUGCAAUCGGAAAAAGAGAUAGCACAGCUCCUGUUGGCGUGUGGCCCACCCUCUAUCCACCGUUUCUCCUGUUGUGAGCCGCUAUUGUUACUUUCCGCUGGACAAUUGGUUCAGGAGCUGCUUAUUAUUCAAGUGCUUUUCGGCCUUCCAUAGGCCGACGGGGUCAUAUAUUUUUGAACUAUGAUUGUUUUGUCGUUAUGAGGGUUUGGUGUUUGACGACCUCCCCGUGCGUUCAUGCUAACGAGACAUUGCAAAUGAUCUUUAAUUUGGUGCAACAUAACUCCCGACAAGCAUCGACGUCUGCCAUUGGCACGAGCAAGAACCCUGAUCCUCCUCCAUCAGCCACUACCACGAGCAAGAACCUUGAUCCUUCACCUACGGGUUGAUG